Messenger RNA from Lemur catta (Ring-tailed lemur), 646 nucleotides. Its product is annotated as histone H2A type 1-F. Gene Ontology annotation, molecular function: structural constituent of chromatin; protein heterodimerization activity; DNA binding. The coding region runs from base 44 to 436 and encodes 130 amino acids. The record is from RefSeq and is a predicted model, not a curated record. Lineage: Eukaryota; Metazoa; Chordata; Mammalia; Primates; Lemuridae. Gene Ontology annotation, cellular component: nucleosome. The transcript has a single exon.
UUUGGCUUAUAUACGUUAGACUUUCAGCCAUUGUAGUAUUACAAUGUCGGGACGCGGCAAGCAAGGUGGCAAGGCUCGCGCUAAAGCCAAGACUCGCUCCUCCCGGGCAGGACUUCAGUUUCCUGUGGGCCGUGUGCACCGCCUGCUCCGCAAAGGAAACUACUCUGAGCGAGUGGGGGCCGGUGCUCCGGUGUACCUGGCGGCGGUGCUGGAGUAUCUGACCGCCGAGAUCCUAGAGCUGGCGGGCAACGCUGCUCGUGAUAACAAGAAGACGCGCAUUAUCCCUCGCCACCUGCAGCUGGCCAUCCGUAACGACGAAGAGCUCAACAAGUUGCUGGGGAAAGUCACCAUCGCUCAGGGCGGUGUCCUGCCCAACAUCCAGGCGGUGUUGCUGCCUAAGAAGACCGAGAGCCACCACAAGCCUAAGGGCAAGUAAGGUGUUGAUAGCACCGCCUCCGAAACCAACGGCUUUUUUCAGAGCCACCUACUAUUUCUAUGGAAGAGCUGGGUCACCAGUAAAACGUCAGUAGUUGCUGGGGAGAGGAAAUAAAUCAUUUCAUGUAACAACUACGGUUUAGCAAUCCAUUUUAGAUGAAAAUGCGCUCGCUACCUUCCAAGUUUCAUAAAGUGUCUGUCCUCGGUGUAU